This is a messenger RNA of Phodopus roborovskii (desert hamster), 1110 nucleotides long. RefSeq names its product zinc finger protein 287-like. The transcript has 4 exons. The record is from RefSeq and is a predicted model, not a curated record. The coding region runs from base 610 to 1110 and encodes 166 amino acids. Lineage: Eukaryota; Metazoa; Chordata; Mammalia; Rodentia; Cricetidae.
UCCUGUAGCACAUGCGCAGUGGCGCCGAGGCGAGGUCGCUGCGAAGCCCAGGCGCUGGGGAUUCUAGCCCGGGCCUCUGGGGACCGAGCUGGGACUUGCGCGUCUUGGCGGCUCGCGGCUCUUCCUGGAGAGGAAAGCCGUGAAGCUGAGACCCCCACCCCACACACACACACACACACACACCCGUGCAGCUCGGGGUCGAACCUGCCACGCAGGCGCCCACUACGCCGCCGCCAUUGUUGCCCGUGCUGCGCGGACGGGGCCGAGCGACAGGUACUGAUGUCCCCGCGAGUGUCCACGGGGAGGCCGGGCCCGGGCGAGGCCGGGAAGGGGAGGCGACUGAAGGCGAGGACGGCACAUCUCCUCGGGGCAUGACUGCGGAUGAGCUGGGCAGGGAGUUGGAGCCCCGGACAAGUUCUUGCUCAUCCUUUCAAGUUCUAGGCGCAGAAUUUGUUACAGGCUGCUAGCUUUACUGUGGUUCCAUUCUGGCCCUGGCUGUAUUAGCCAUUGAGGAAAAAAUAAUUGUGACUGUAGCAUGAGACUUCAAGCAGUUGGCUCAAUACUGGAAAAAUAAAAGACCCUGCCAGAUCAGUUCUCCUGUCUAUAGCAAUGUUUGCCUCAAGAAAGAGGAUGGCCAACUCUUCACGCUCACAGGUCCUCCUGAUGUGGAAGCCAGACAAGGUUCAAAGCGGGCCCUGCAGUGACGAGAAGCAAACACUCACUUCAAGACUCUUGCGUGACACUGAGACCUGUCGGCAGAAUUUUAGGAAUUUCUCAUACCCGGAUGUGGCAGGUCCCCGGAAAGCAUUGAGUCAGCUCCGAGAGCUCUGCCUUAAGUGGCUGAGACCUGAGGUUCACUCCAAGGAACAAAUCCUGGAGCUGCUGGUGCUGGAGCAAUUCCUGACCAUCCUGCCUGGGGAGGUUAGGGCUUGGGUGAAGUCUCAGUACCCAGAGAACAGCGAGGAAGUGGUGACUCUGGUGGAGGAUGUGACUCAGAUUCUACAAGAGGAAGCUCCUCAGAACCCUGCCCUUCCCCAGGAAGUCCCAGAGGAAGAACCCAAAGCUGCUUUCCAGGCAGGGUGGCUCAAUGACUUGGUGGCCAAUUGCUAG